AUAUGAGUCAUUUCUGCACAUUAGGGAUGAAACCCGGAUGAGUUGCCAGAUAUUCCAGUUUAAACCGUAUAUGGUUGCUAGUCUCUUUAAACGCCAGCACUGUCCUGUGGCUCAAGCCGCACAUCUCCUCGAUGUCGAAGCACAAGCUGUUCCUGCUGCGGCACGGCGAAGGAGCCUGGAACAAAGAGAACCGCUUCUGCAGCUGGGUUGACCAGAAGCUGAGCGAGAACGGAGUCUUGGAGGCUCAGGAGUGCGGUCGGAUGCUGAAGCAGCACGGCUACCAGUUCGGCCAUGUUUUCACCUCGAUCCUCAGCCGCUCCAUUCAGACAGCGUGGCUUGUACUGGAGGCCAUGGGCCAAGAGUGGGUGCCGGUCACCAAGUCAUGGCGGCUGAACGAACGCCACUACGGCGCUCUGAUCGGUCUGAACCGGGCCGAGAUGGCGCUGAACCACGGUGAGGAGCAGGUAAAGCUAUGGAGGCGGGGAUAUGACAUCACACCACCCCCCAUCGAUGAGUCCCAUCCCUACUUUGCGGAGAUUUACAGCGACCGGCGGUACAGCACGUGUGAUGUGCCCAAAGAGGAGCUGCCCAAAACGGAGAGCCUGAAGGAGGUGCUGGACAGACUCCUGCCUUACUGGAAUGAUGUCAUCGUUCCUGAAAUUAAGAGUGGCCAAACUGUCCUCAUUUCAGCUCAUGGUAACAGCUGCAGAGCCUUGCUCAAGCAUCUAGAAGGUAUAUCUGAUACCGACAUUGUGAACGUCACUCUUCCCACUGGGGUGCCGGUUCUGCUGGAGUUGGAUGAAAAUCUCCGGCCGCUGAAGCCUCGAGAGCUGCUGGGAGAUCAGGCCAAAAUUCAGGCGGCCAUCAAAAAGGUGGAAGAUCAGGGAAAAGUUGUUGAAAGCAAAUGAACAAACUGUUUGAAACGAAAUGAAAGUACAUGCUGAUAAGUUAUAGCUCGUUCUUAUUUAUAUUGAUGCACUGGACAGGAGAAAAGUUACACUAAUGUACACCUAUGUAUGGAUUGUUACUGGUUUUAGUUUUCGGUACAAAGCGGCGGCUAUUUUACUCGGACAGGGCAAAUAAUCGUGUUUUAUUCUGUUUGGUGAAAUAUUAAGAGAAGUGAAUUACAGUGGAUUUCUAUACUGUAUGACUCCAGUAAGAAGCCUGCACUUAAACUUGAUUGCCGAUGUGUUCUUUAGAGAUUACUUGUCUAACUGGUCUGAAUGGAAAGACCAGCUGUGCUUUUGUCUUAAGUAAAGGAGAGUCCAGGAUCCACCCAUGUUUACAUCGUUUGCAUUUAAGAAAUGAUCGUGUUGUCUUACUCUGAUCCGUUAGCAUGAUGUAAUGCUGUGGAAAUUAUUUGAAGGGUUUAUGCACCUCAAUGCAAUAUGUACCUCAACAUUACUACUAGUCAGCGCAGUCCUGGUCCAAAAGUGGACCUUUUCUACGCCGAUGGUCCCUGAUGUCUGAGUUUCCUUUCUUUAGAGCUGUUUCCAGACUUUUUGCCAAGACAAUUUGUAUAAGGAAUAAAACUCAACAGCGCAUUCUGUUAUAGAAAAAUAAUCAACAGGUGGAGUGAUAAGACCUGAUUCACCUUUUAAAGUGGUUUAGUUCUCUUAUGUCACAGAAAUUUGCAAACACCAACAAUUUUUCUAUUUAUUAAACAAAGACUUGUUGUACUUAUUUAUGCAGUUAUAGAAACAUUUUAUUUAAAUGUUUAUAACAUUGAUAAUCUCUCUCUCUCUCCCUGUCUGUCGGUCCGUCUGUCCCUCUCUCCCUCAUUAUCAUUCUCUCUCACUCUCUCUCUCUCUUUGUCUAUCUCGCCCUCCCUGACACACACACACACCCCUCUCUCUCUCUCUCUCUCUCUCUCUCUCUCUCUCUCUCUCUCUCUCUCUC
Messenger RNA from Tachysurus vachellii, 1899 nucleotides. RefSeq names its product 2,3-bisphosphoglycerate mutase (gene bpgm). The coding region runs from base 132 to 908 and encodes 258 amino acids. The transcript is spliced from 3 exons. The record is from RefSeq and is a predicted model, not a curated record. Gene Ontology annotation, biological process: glycolytic process. Gene Ontology annotation, molecular function: intramolecular phosphotransferase activity. NCBI's taxonomy places the organism in Eukaryota, Metazoa, Chordata, Actinopteri, Siluriformes, Bagridae.